AUGGGAAUGCUGACGGCGACGACGUGGCAGGUGUUCUUCGACCUGAAGCUCUCUGCUAACGACGAAGGGAGGCUCUGUUGGGUGGAGCUGCUAGUGAAGGCGCGCUUUGUACACCGUCGCAGGCUGGGAGACACGGUUCGAGCCGUCGGCCGCUAUGAAUGCAGGGGUGACAGUAACGGCGGCGGCGGCGCCGCCACCGCCAUCGUCCGUACUUUUAUCGUUCGGAGCUUAGUUGUGGUGGUUAGCUGGCGCGCCCUUCAUUCCGCCACACCGUUCGUACCGCAGCAGCCGUUCGUACCGCAUCGACGUGGUGUCAGCCACCUCGCACGCGGGGAAGACAGCGGAAAUGGCGGACGGUGCCGGGGGGCGGUAGCGGACUUGGGGACUGGCGGCGGUGGCGGCGCCGUCGCCACCACCGCCACGGCCGUCGGGGGGGCUGACAGCUGCAACACCAGCGAUAGAGAACAAGCAAACGGCGGCGAGAGUAGCGACGAGAAGGCCGGCGGUGAUGCUGCAGCAGACGGAAUCGCUGACGCUGGCGGCCGCGGCGUAAGCAUAUGUACGGCAACGGGUGUUGGGUAUGAGGUUGAAGGUCGUACCACAGGAUCAAGGGGUAAUCACGGCGGCGGCACUUGGGGCCGUACCGCUGCUGCAGCUGUAACACCCGGGGUCGCUGUAUCGGAAAAUGGCGGCGAUAGCCGCGACGGAGCCGCUAGGGCUCUUGCGGCCGCCACCGCCACCGGCGGCAACGGCAACGGCAGCCCGCUGGUGUGCAAGUAUUGGGCAGCAACGGGGCGCUGCCCGAAGGGCGGCGGCGCCGGAGCGUGUCGGUACGACCACCCGCCGCAGCGCGGCGGUGCGGCAGGCGUGCAACAACUGUACGCCAAGUCCAGACGCGCCCAACGGCUUGCCGCCGCGGCAGAGCAGGGGUUCGUACACGAUGUGGGUGACGCCGCCAAGCGCCGCCGGGCCGCCGUGUUCUGCGACUGGCUCGUACAGACGUACGGCAGGGACUUUCUGAACUCGGGCACUGGAGUACUCGACGUUGCGGGUGGCCGCGGCUCUCUGACCUUCUAUCUGCUGAUUCGCCACGGCGUCACAACCUGGCUGAUAGAGCCCCGACCAGCAAAACUGUCAAGACGGCAACUCAGGGAGAUUAAGGAGGCGGCGGGGGCGGCGGAGGCGGCGGGGGCGGCGACGGAGAGAGGCGGGCUGACGCUACCCCAGCUGCGUCGGCGGUUCGAGCCGCGGCUUUGGCGCCGACCAGCCUUAGCCGGUGGCGGUGGCCUUAGCGGCUGUGGUAGUGCUUCUGACGCUGCUGCUGCUGCUGAUGGUUAUGGUGAUGGUGAUGGCGAUGGCGAUGGUGCGGUAGCUGAGCUGUUGAGAAAUUGCUCAAUGGUUGUGGGACUUCAUCCGGAUCAAGCCACAGAUGCCAUUCUGGACUUCGCGCUCGAGUACGGCAAGCCCUUCGCGCUCGUCCCUUGCUGCGUCUUCCCGCGCCGCUUCCCGCACCGCCGCCUGCUGCUGCCGCUGUGCCAGCAGCCACUUCUGCUGCCACAGCCACUGCCCGAGGCAACGGCGGCGGCGGGGCCGGCAGUGGUGGCGGAGCCGCCACCAGGGAUACGUUCGGAAGCGGACGCCGCCUCCAUUUCCCCCUCUUCCCUCUCUUCACCAGUUGAGACCUAUCCCCAGCUUAUCGCCUACCUGCUACAACAGGCACAGCUGUACGGCAGGUGUGACAGUGCUGGCAACGUUGGCAGCAGCGGCAACGAACGCAGUGAGGGUGGCGGCGGAGGUGGCCCCGCCAGCGGCGGCUAUGGCGCCGAUGAUGAUAUCGAUGGCGGCGGCGGCUGUAGCGGCGGCGGUUUCCUUUCCCAGUGGCGGCGGAGCCAGGGGUUCUGGCUACAGCUCUGGAGGCUUUCAGCUGCGAAGCAGCAGCAGCAGCAGCAGCAGGAGGAGGACAAACGGGAGAGCCAAGGCCCGCCCGAACCUGCCCCGGACUCCGGUUCCGACACGGAUCCAGAUUCGGACGCAAAAGGUUCGGAGUUGGAAGUGGAUCCAAAUUUUGACGGUGCCACCGCCGCUGCUGCUGCUGCUGCUGCUGCUAUGAGCGACAUCGACCCUGGCGACCCACUACGGGCAGCGGCUGCUGGCGCUACUGCUGCACAGCCGCUGCCAUUUAGCAGCGUGGCGACGACGCUUCACUGGCUGGAGGCUCAAGCGGUGAAAUGGCGGACGGCGGAGACAACGCCGCGGUUUGAUUUGGCCAGAGACACGCCCAAUGGCGGCAUCGGUGACGCUUCGGAGGCCGCGGACCCCCCGGCCCUGCAGAGUCCCAAGGGCAACGUGGACCAAGACGCGGACUGGGGUCCUAGUGUCCGCGGCGCUGCCGCCGCGGGACAGCCUGUGAUGCUCCAGGGGAGCGGCUCAGGAGGCGGGGGCCUGGAGGUGGGGCUGGCCCGGCUGCAGUUCCUCGGGGCCAACCAGGUGGUGUAUAGGCUGCCGCCGCCGUGUGGGACGUAG
This is a messenger RNA of Volvox carteri f. nagariensis, 2523 nucleotides long. RefSeq lists its product as uncharacterized. Gene Ontology annotation, molecular function: metal ion binding. Lineage: Eukaryota; Viridiplantae; Chlorophyta; Chlorophyceae; Chlamydomonadales; Volvocaceae. The transcript has 5 exons. Bases 1 to 2523 code for a protein of 840 amino acids. The record is from RefSeq and is a predicted model, not a curated record.